AUGUCACUGCUCAGAGACUCCCUUCUUGACUGCUUAGAUAAUGAAGUGACUUCGGUUUCCAACAACGGGCCACACCAGGAUUCAGCAGCGCCGAGCGGUACGUCUUCACUUGAUCAAGACAGGAAACUCAAUGCCUGCGUGGGGGUCCGAUUGUCAGGGUCACAGUGUUGUGCCGCCGCCCGUCCUCCUCCGUCGGCUGCGACUGACGGCGGGCCCCGGGCCCCUGGGGGGCCCCUUUGCGCAGAAGAACAGCAGAAGCACCAGCAGAACAACAGCAGAAGCUAUACAGAAGCAACAGCAGAACCACAGCAGAAAAGCAACAGCAGAUGCCAGCAUGAGCAACAGCAAGAAGCACCAGCAAAACCCCAGCAGAAGCAACAGCAGAAGCACCAGCCAGAAGCACCAAGCAAAGCAACAGCAGAAGCAACAGCCAAAUCAACAUCAGAAGCACCACAAGAACACCAGCAGAAGCAACAGCAGAAGCACCACAAAGCACCAGCAAAGCAACAGCAGAAGCACCAUCAAAGCACCCAGCAGAAGCAACACAAGAAGCAGACAGCAGAAGCACCAGCAGAAAAUCAAUAUCAGAAGCAAACAGCAAAGCACCACAGAAAGCAACAGCAAAGCAUCCAGCAAAGCAACAGCAAAGCACCACAGAGCAACAGCAGAAAGCACCAGCAAAGCAACAGCAGAAGCUCCACAGAAGCUACAGCAGAAGCACCAGCAGAAGCAAUAGCAAAGCACCAGGCAAAGCAACAGCAUAAGCACCAGCAUAAGCAACAGCAGAAGCAACACAGAACACCACAGAAGCAACAGCAAAACAGAAGCACAAGCAGGAAGCACCAGCAGAUGUCACCAGCAGAACACAGCCAAGCACCAAAAGCAAUAGCAAAAGCACCAGCAGAAGCAACACAGAAAGCAACAGCUAGAAGCAACAGCAAGAAGCACCACAGAAGCACCAGCAAAGCAAUAGCAGAACAACAGCAGAAGCAACAGCAGAAGCACCAGCAAAUCAAUAGCAAAGCAACCAGCAAACAGAAGCAACAGCAACAGCAAAGCCAACAGCAAAAGCAACAGCAGAAGCAACAGCAGAAGCAACAGCAGAAGCAACAAAAGCUCCAGCAGAAGCAACAGCAGAAGCAACCAGCAAACAAUAGCAAGAAUCAACAGCAGAAAGCAACACAAAAGCACCAGCAGAAGCAAGACAGAAGCACCACAGAAGCACAGCAGAAGCACCAGCAGAAGCAACAGCAGAACAGAAGCACCAGCAGAGAGCAACAGCAGAAGCACCACAGAAGCAAUAGCAGAAGCUACAGCAGAAGCAACAGCAGAAAGCAACAGCAGAAGCACCAGCAGAAGCACCAGCAGAAGCACCAGCAGAAGCCAAUAGCAGAAGCACAGCAGAACAGAACAAUAGCAGAAGCAACCAGCAGAGCAACAGCAGAAGCAACAGCAGAAAGCAACAGCAGAAGCAUACAGCCAGAAGCACCAGCAGAUGCAAUAGCAGAAGCACCACAGAAGCAACAGCAGAACAACAGCAAAGCACCAGCAGAAGCACCAGCAGAAGACACAGCAAAGCACAGCAGAAGCAAUACCAGAAGCAACCGCAGAAGGCAACAGCAGAAGCAACAGCAGAAGCUACAGCAGAAGCAACAGCAAAGCAACAGCCAGAAGCACCACAAAGCACAGCAGAAGCAACAGCAGAACAACACAAAGGGAACCCGCAAGCAAAGAAAACACCAGCAGAAGCAACACAGAAGCACCAGCAGAAGCAAUAACAAAGCAACAGCAGAAGAAACAGAAGCAACAGAGAAGCACCAGCAGAAAAACAAAAGCAAAAGCCCCCCACAGAAGCACCAGCAGAAGAAAAGCAAAAAGCACCAGCAGAAGCAAAAGCAAAAACACCAGCAAAGCCCUAAAAAAAGCAACAGCCCGAAGCAAACAGCAAGAAGCCCAAACCAAAACAAAAAAGUCACCAGCAAAGCACCAGCAAAGCAACAGCAAAGCACCAAACAGAACCAAAAGCAGAAGCAACAAACAGAAAACAACCCCAGAAGCAACACAGAAGCAACCCGCAGAAGCACCACAGAAGCAAAGCAAAACCCGCCCCCACCAGCAGAAGCAAAAGCCCCGAAAGCAACCCGCAAAGCACCACAAAAAAAGGGCAAAAACAAACAAAAAAACAGAAGCAACCCGCAGAAGCAACCCAGAAGCACCAGCAAAAACACCAGCAGAACAAAGGGGAAGCAACCCGCAGAAGCAAACAGAACAACCCCAAAAAACAAAGCAGAAGCAACACAAACAACCCCAGAACAAAGCAAACAACCCCAGAAACAAAAGCAGAAGCAACAGCAAAGAACAGCAGAAGCACAGCAGAACACCAGCAGAAGCAAAGCAGAAGCCCCAACAACCCGAAGCAAAAGCAAAGGCCCCCGAGCAGAACACCCGCAAACAAAACCCCAAAGCACCCCAGAAGCAACACAGAAGCAAAGCAAAAAAGCAACCCCAAAGCAACCAGAGAAGCACCCGCAGAAGCACCAGCAAACAACAGCAGAAGCACCAGCAGAAGCACCAGCAGAAGCCAUAGCAGAAGCACCAGCAGAGCAACCGCAAAGCCACCAGCAAGAAGCAAUAAAGCUCAGCAGCAACAACAGCAGAAAGCAACAGCAGAAGCACCAGCAGAAGCAAUCAGCAGAAGCACCACAGAAGCACCAGCAGAACAAUAGCAGAAGCCACCAGCAGAAGCACCAGCAGAAGCAACCGCAGAAGCUACUCCCCAGCAGAAGCACCAGGCCACAACAACAGCAAAAGCAACAGCAAAGCAAUCAUCAGAACAGAAGCAACAAAUCAGAAAGCAAACCAGCAAAAGCACCACAAAAAAGCAAAAAAAAGCAAACCAAGCAGAAGGCACCCACACAGAAGCAACAGAAGCCAAAAACAGCAGAAGCACCAUCAGAAGCAAUAAGGCAGAAGCAACCAGCAGAAGCAAAUCACCACAACAGCAAAAGCAACAGCAGAAGUCAACAGAGCAGAAGCAGCAAACAGCAGAAGCACCAGCAGAAUCCAACUCAGCAGAAGCCAACACAGCAACAACCAGCAUGCAAGCAAUAG
Molecule: messenger RNA, 3111 nt
Organism: Penaeus chinensis
Lineage: Eukaryota; Metazoa; Arthropoda; Malacostraca; Decapoda; Penaeidae
Product: mediator of RNA polymerase II transcription subunit 15-like
Exons: 14
Coding region: 1-3111 (1036 amino acids)
Source: RefSeq, a predicted model, not a curated record